Saccostrea echinata is the source of this 5368-nucleotide messenger RNA. Its product is annotated as coiled-coil domain-containing protein 18-like. Lineage: Eukaryota; Metazoa; Mollusca; Bivalvia; Ostreida; Ostreidae. The record is from RefSeq and is a predicted model, not a curated record. The coding region runs from base 162 to 4910 and encodes 1582 amino acids. The transcript has 29 exons.
UCCUUUGAAAGCAAUAUUUGCGAGCCCAGUCAUGUCUUGGAAGGCCUGGGUUAUCCAGUACGGGUAAUUUAAAUAUAAACAAUAGCCCUUGCUUCCUGCCAAAAUGAUAUUUCAUGAUUUGAAAGAUGUCCAAUUAGACAAUAUUAUUUCAUUUGGUGACCAUGGAGGACUGUGAACCACAGGAAUUGUUAAUGCACAAUGUUCAGGACCUUAGGAAACGGUUGCUGGACACCGAGAGAAAUUUGAAGAAACUGUCAAAAAUUGACCAGCGGGGAAAUUAUGACGACUCUGACCUAGAAUCAAUAUCAACAUUGAAUAGUGUGGCCGUCACAGAGCGAUUUGUAGUUACAAUGGAUGAUUUAAUGAGGAAUCCCCUUCAGCAUGAUAUUUCUUGUGACAAAGACAGCAUAAAGUCUGGUUUGGCCACGCUACCAGAAUCGUCUUAUGCUGGGUUUGAGAGAAUUAAGCAUGCUUCUAGCACACCAAAUAAACCACAGACGUUCAGUCGACUAGACCGCCAUGACAGGGUGCAGUUGAUGGAGAGGGGUUCACAACAGGAGUCUGGAGAAAUCCGCUACUUAAAAGAGGCCAACAAAAAACUGCUCCAGCAAAACCAUAAACUGCUGGGAGAGAUGGAGAAAUGUAGCCAAGAGCUGAAUGCUGCCAGAUCAAAGGUCCUGGAAUUAAGUACAGAGUUAGAUGACUACCGCCAGAGCGUGCCAGACUUGGAGGAUAAAAUUGUGGGACUGCAAGCAGAAACGGAGUCACAAGACAAAGCCCUGAGAGAAGCUGAAGAACGUUAUGAGAAAAUACAGCGACAAAAUGCAGACUAUCAACUACAGAUUAAACAGAAUGAACAAGAGAUAGAGGAGCUCCAAACAGACUUAAAAGAUGAAAAGAAAAAGAGAAAGGGGGCAGAAGUUCAGAGGGAUGAGGCUCUGCAAAAUUUCAUAGAAGCUCAGGAGACUCUGGAAGAUUACCAAAGAAAGGCUAAAGAUAAAACCAAAAAGUUGGAGAACAAUGAGGACUACCUGAGAGACAGUCUUGGUGAGGCUAACCAGGAGAGGGAGGAUCUAUUGGAGCGGAUCUCACUCCUUCAGUCCAAAAUUAAAAGUCAGAAUGAGGAAAUUAGGAGAUUACAGCUUUUGGAGGACAUGGAACUAGAUAGCCGGAGGGAAUUAGAGAAGCAGAAUACCGAACUAAAAUCUUCACUAACCAAAAACUCCACCAAACUUAGCAGACUGGAGGCAGACUCCUUGAAGAUGACAAGUCUAGAGAGAGAGAAUGCUCGACUUCAGAGCCAAGUGGACCGCCAGAGGGAGCAACUGUCAGUGUGUCAACAGGAAAUAGAGGAGAGUAGGACCAUGUUGUCACAACUCGAACAACUCGCCCAGCAAGUCCAGAACCAGAACAAGUCUCAGAGUAGAGGAGCAAGUUUUAAUGACAGCGGUGUGUACAGUGUGAGUGUCCGAGCUGUCUCUGACUCUUCUAAAGGUCAAUCACAUGACAUGGGGUCAUCCACAUUCUAUAGGUCGGGAGGGGCAGAGUAUGGAGCAAGUGAACAGGCCUCUGCAGCCUCAGGAGGAGCCAGAGCAAUUUUGCAGGACCUAAGGAUGCAGUUGGCAAUGAAGGAUGCAGAAAUCCAACGUCUACAGUCCUGUCUGCAAUCCCAGGAAGCCAGUAGUCAGACGGUUCUUAUAGAGAGUCUACGAAUGGAACUGACCAGCAUGCUGGAGAACAAACAUCAAGGUGCUCAUAAAGUCCAAGAGCUGGAGAUGCUUGUUUCCCAGUACGAAGCAGACAAAUCCAGGAUGGCUGGUGAAAUAUCCGAGUUAAAGAGAGAGCUAGGAGAGAGGGAAUCUCAGAAUACAUCAUUUGAGACCAGAAUCACUCAGAGGAACUCACAGCUGAUUGAGCUUCAGGAACAGAUUAACCACAAGUGUACUGAGAUUAGCAAUCUUGAAAGGGAGGUCAGAAAGAAGUCAUCCCAGAUCAACCAAUUAGAAGAACAACUGGAUGAAAAGUCCGCCGAGUUUUCUACUUGUGUGUCCCGAGUCAAACAGCUGGAGCAUGACGUCACCUUUAGAGAUGAAGAAAUCACCAGGAUUCAGGUAGAACUGAAGGAAAAACAACAAACCCUUCAACAGCUCCGCAGCAGCACCGAGAAAAAUCAACAGCUUCACCAGGAACAGUGUAGGGAUUACGAGAAGCAGAUCGACAUGAUCCAAAAGGAACUUGAAAAUAAAACAUCAGUAUUUGAAGAAAACUCAAGUCAUCUGUCACAUUAUAAAAGGGAAUUGGAAGAAAGGAACUCACAAGUGAAGAAAUUACAGAAAGAACUCAAUAAAACAAAGGAGGAGCUGGAACUGCAAACCCAGCAGAGUCAGUUUUCCCUUCGUCAGUUGGAGGCUCAGGCUAGUGAGGGGACUUCACAGAUGAGACAGCUCGAGAUGGCUCUACUUCAGUGUAAAGAAGAAGUCAAGACAUAUCUCGGGGCACUGGAAGAAUCUCGAGACAAAUACGACAGAGACAUCAGACACAAGGAAGAAAUGGUGAAUAAAAUGGAGAGACAUAUAAAGCAAAUUCAGAAAGCUUUAGAAGACAAGUACCAAGAAAACAUUGAGCUGGAGAAAACAGUGUUUGAACAUCAGACAAUGCUGCAGCAAAGUACGACCAGAAUAACUGAGUUGGAGGAUGUCCAAUCAGAACUGGGGAAACAAGUUUCUCAGCUGGAACAUCAGCUGUUAACUCAGAAAGCUCAGGCCAUGACGGAAUCUCAGAUGGCAGAGAAGAAACUCAAACAAGCUUGUGAAGAUCUCGAGCACAGGACGGUGACCAUUAACAAACUCACUGAUGCCCUCAGAGAAUUAGAGGUGGAGAAGAAGAACAUGAAUGAAGAAAUCAAUAUGUUGGAGCAGCAACUUCAGGACGAACAGGAGAGCAACGACGAGAAGGUCAAGAGGAUGUCUAAACUAGAGAAGGACAUCAGAGAUCUCAGGGUGCAGCUAGAGCAGAAAAUAGAGAUAGUGAAUGAUUAUGAAGAUCAGAUUCAAAAGAAAACAGAGGACAUGGAUCAGCAAACACAGUUGGUCAGUGACCUUGACAGUGAGGUUAAAAGGUUACAGGUAGCUCAGAAACAAGCUAUAGAGCAGAGUGAAGAUACAGAGAAGAAACUUCAGAGGGUGAUUCAGGAGGACCGAGCUAAGGAGGAGAUGAUUGAGGACAUGAAGGAUACUCUCAGGAAAACUCAGGAGGAGUUGAAUGAAAAGAGACAUGAGGCAUUCAAACUUUCAGAAGCUCUAGAAGACAGACAGAGGGAACUUCAUCAAAGAACAUCUCAGGUGAAUGAACUUAGCAUGACUGUUAAGGAACAGCACACAGAGAUGAAACAGAGAAUUAUUACUUUGGAAAGUUCACUGAAGAAAUAUGAACUGGAAAUUCAGGAAAGAACAAAACAGAUAGCAGAGCUGGAUGACAAACUACAGGAGACUCAGGCCAAACUGGCUGAGAUGACCCUCCAAUAUCAGCAUGCUGACCAGCUGUGUAAGAAACAAAACCUGGAGCUCCAGUCAAAGACUGCCAAACUACAGGAGCUUGAAAAGGCAGUUGACAGACAACACAUGAAACUGGAGGAACAGAAGGAUGAAAAUGUAGAAGUCACUCAAGAGCUGAGACUCACAAGAGAGCAGUUGCAGCAGCAGCAUACAGAGUUUAUGUCAACGAGACGUCAGCUGGCUCAAGUCAACCGUGAAAAUGAACGUCUCACCAGAGAGAUGGAGGAGGUUAAUAUAGUCAGACAGACAAGAGAGACUGACACAGCUCGCCUGGAGGAGGAACUCGGGGCCACAAAAGCUCGCGAGAUACAGGCCGAGACUAAAUUGAAUGCUGAGAUUCGACUCAGGAAUGAAGAGAUGGAAAGGGUUAGAGAAGAGCAUCAAGUUUUGGUGGAUGAACUACAGCGCUCCAUCAGUCACCUGAGUGAAGACAAGGAGAAAAUGGAGAGAGAAUUGGAAAAGAAAAUGAUUCAAAUAAAGGAACUGGAGAUCCAUUAUCAGGCUCAGUUUGACAUUCUCCAGAAAGAACUCGAGAACAUACAGGGAGAGAUGAUAGCUAAGAAGGAGCUGGCCACUGUGGCUAAUGAAUCUCUGAUUCUGAAGGACUCUGAAAUAGCCAGGCUAAGGACUAAAAUCUCAGGACUAGAAAGAACAAUAGCUUCUUUGAACAUGUCCAAUAAUUUUGAUUCUGUGUAUCAGAGUUCAGUGAUUGGUGCAGAAGUUGUUAAACGUCGACACGGGUCAGAAAAUGCAAGUGAGGUGGAUUCUCAAGAAUCUCGCAGUGCUCCUGUCUCCCCUGCUGCCAGGAGGAAAAUUUUAAAGGAGCCAUAUUCCACAGCAGGAAAACUGCAUGGUGAAUUUCACGAACCUGAAGACGAAACUUCCCUCUAUAUGCUGCCAGUGCCAAAAGAUAGCAAGACUGCCGAAUCAAAACGAAAUCAACAGGUGCAUUUUAAAGAUGGAGACAUUGAUGAAUUUGAUGAAGUGUUAAAUGAAGAGGAAGAUAAGUGGAGAAAAUCAAAUCUUGUGAAGAACAGUGCUGUGUGUAAGGGUCCAUUGAGGAGUAAAGGUGUGCCCCGUGCUAGUGAUAAAAUGAACUCCAAAGACUUCCGUAAUUUAGCUGCCCAGAGAGGUAGAGGAAGAAAAUCGGAUCAUUUGCCGGGAGAAUUUGAAAUAGAGCCAAUGACAGCUGUUAGGAUGUACAAGAGUCCACAGUACUCAGAUCAGGGUAGGAUUGACACAGAUCCUGCACAAGGGAUCUAUGAACUUCAGGAGAGAUUAAGAGCUAACGAACUGAGACAACAGCUGAUUGAUCAACAAUUAAAAAACAUUGAUGAAGGUGCUAUUUGUUCCUAGUAAAGACUAGAUCCUAGAUAACUCUUAUUACCAAAGAUAUUUUAUCAUGAUUACAAGAUGCCUUCAUGCAUUUACUGUAGCUGCAAUUUCGGCAUUUGAGAUUUGUUUUGGAUUGAAGGUAAUGGGCCAGGAAUUUACAAAAAUGUAUUGAAAUUUUAUGCUGUAUAUCAAGUUAUAUUUGUGAUAAUACGUAUACAUGCAACUGAUAUAGAAUAUUUGUCUUGCUGUUAUAUGAAUCUGUGAUGCAACAUUAAAUGAUGUCAUACUUAGGUUGAUCAACUUGUGAACAUAGAAGAGUGAAAACACUUAGAUCUGUAGUUUUGGUGCACAUUUUUCAUUUUGAGACAUUGAGAUCUGAUGACCAAUAUUUUAUUUUAUUUAUCUGUUAGUCUGUUUGUACAUGUAUGUACAAUGACAUAGUGUUCUAUAUUGUUGAUAUGUAUGGAUUUUUUGAAGAA